UCGUCCCUGAAGGAGCUCCACCUCAAAAUUGAAUGUGAACCUUACAAUAUCAACUGACAAUCAACUUCAGCCGCUUGCACCCUCCAUUUGUGCACGUGCGACGAAUAGCGUUCUCUAACAUCAUCCAUCUUGCGAUAACUGGUACUGCGAGAUCGUGAUAGGCCGGCCAUCACUCCCCUGCGGCCUCAAGCAUCCCGACGUCUUGCUGCGUACCCUUGGAACCUUCAUGGGCGGCGGCCCCUUGCUUCCGGUGGCCUGCCGCUGUCGCUGACCGAGAGGGUCUUGAAUGCUGUCGUUGCGCCUGUGCGCUGUCUCAUUCGCCUUUCUCCAGGCUGCAGCAAGAUGGCUGACACAGCCUCGAUGAGUCUUGAGGAGAUCCAGGAGGAGCUGACAGUGCAAAAGGUUGUCUUAGAGUCCCUUUCUGACGCAACGUAUGAUGGGGCUGAGGAUAUGAGACAAGAGGCUCACUCGGAGAUCGUUCGCCUCAAGAAGCUUCUUCAGACCUUGAAACAGAAGAAGGAGCCUGGUACUACUACUGGUGAAUCUCAUCACCACGCCCCGGAAGAUCGUUUCCCUGGAUCAUCAACUCUAGGUUUACAGCCAAGAGCAUUAAGCUGACCUUUCUCCAGAGGAUGCUGAGCCUGGAGCAUCAAAGGCCAUGCAAUCUCCAUCACGACACGGUGUCUGGCGUUUACCUGAUCGAAAGAGGGGUGCCGACUCAGCUCGCCUCUCCUUCCAUGACAAUCAUGCCAAAACACGCCGCAUUUCCCCUGAAGAUAAUACCUUCUCGACUGCCAUGGCCUACGGCAAUGCUGAUGACCAUAUUGACUUCAUAGACCUUACUGGGGACGAUGAUUACAUAGGAUCCGACUUCAUCGCUGAACAACUCAAGGCCGAGGAGAGACAAAAGCAGGAAUGGGCAGACCAACAGCUCGCGAGACAACUUGCAAGUCAAGGCCCUUCCAGUCAAGCUUCAGGCUCACAAUCCUCUAAAAUUAACGCCUUUACACGACUCAUGAACAGCCAGCCUGCCCUUUCUACCCCGCUUGACGACGCAGCUGACGACCUCUUUCGGAUCCCCGGAGCUUAUGAUGCGCAAUGGGAUGAUUCUUCAGGUGCCGGGCCAGCUUUCAACAUACCCCAAAGGCGAAUGGUCCCUCAGUACAUACCUGUGGCAACAUCCUCAAACCACAACGCCAUCAAGGACGACCCGGAUCUUAUCUUCGCCGGAUCUGUUACUCGCCAACCACCAACUCCUACUGGUCGUCCGACCCUGGCUUCCGGCAUGAACUACCCAGACCUGACUAGGCGUCAUCCUGGUGCGCCUCCUGCUGGCGUCUGGCCUAACAAUUACAGCUCACCCAAUUCUUCAUCAAAUUUAUCAGGACUCGCCAAUUUGACUAGAUGGAGUAACGGACUUGACUUCGUAAGCGGGCUAGAUGCCGAUGGCACGCCAAUAAACCCCCAUCUGAUGAGUUUCGCGAGAGAAGCGGACAGUUUCCAUACGCCUCAGCUCGACCAAGGAGAACUUGAUGCUCUCCUAAAAAAUAUCUCUGCUGAUAUGGAUCUUCCCAAGGCAGGCCUAGGCGAGGCACCAGAAGGGUUGAAGAGGCCCCUGUAUCCUCAUCAGGACAUUGCUCUAGCCUGGAUGAAGAAAAUGGAAUCAGGGACAAACAAAGGCGGUAUUCUUGCUGAUGACAUGGGGCUCGGAAAGACAAUUUCAACACUUUCACUCCUCCUGGACCGACGGGCACCCACAAGGCCAAAGACAAACCUCAUCGUCGCCCCUGUGGCUCUCCUACGUCAAUGGGAAGAAGAAAUUGCUACCAAAACUAAACCAACCCACCGGCUCUCAGUAUAUGUUCACCACGGCAAAAAGGCCUCGAUUGAUGAGUUGCUUAGAUACGACGUGGUGCUGACAACAUAUGGUACGGUGGCACAAGAGCUCAAGCGAUUUGAAAAGAUCGUGGAGGAUCAUAAGGAAAGGGGAGGAAACAUCAACUGGAACGACACGACCAUCAGUUCCAAACUAUCACUUCUGCACCCAGUCAAGGCCCAAUUUUACCGUGUCAUUCUUGAUGAGGCACAAUGCAUUAAGAACAAGGACACAAAGGGUGCCAAAGCUUGCACCCAACUGAAAUCGAUCCACCGAUGGUGUCUGACAGGAACACCCAUGAUGAAUGGAAUCAUAGAACUGUACUCUCUUGUCAAGUUCCUGAGGAUUAAACCGUACUCGAAGUGGGAAGAGUUCCGACAGGGAUUUGGUGUUCUAUUUGGCCGCAAUGGAGACCCCAAACACGUGGCCAUGGAUAAGCUACAAGCACUUCUCAAAGCCAUCAUGCUCCGACGUAAGAAAAGCUCAAAACUCAACGGUAAGCCUAUCCUUGUGCUCCCCGAGAAGACGGAAGAAAUCAUCUAUGCCGAAUUGUCACCUGAGGAGCGCGAUUUCUAUUCCCAGCUUGAAAAGCAUGCCAGGGUCCAGUUCAGCAAAUAUCUUCGUGAUGGGACGGUCAGCAAGAACUACUCCAACAUUCUUGUUCUCUUGCUUCGCUUGCGCCAGGCUUGUUGCCAUCCACAUCUCAAUCUGGAUGUCGACGAGGCCGCCUCUUCGUCUAUCCCGGAUGAAGAUAAAAAGCAGCUGGUCAAAGAAUUGGAUCAAGCUAUAGUGGAUAGGAUCAAGGAAGUCGAGGCGUUCGAAUGUCCCAUCUGCUAUGAUGCCGUUCAAUGCCCCAGCUUUUUUAUUCCCUGCGGCCACGAUAGUUGCAGUGAAUGCUUGGUUAAAAUUGUAGAAAGCGCUUCGUCGGUCAAUUUGCAGGAGGGAAAUGAAAGCAGCCGGGCUAAGUGCCCCGUCUGCCGCGGUCAAUUCGACCCUGUCAAGUGUUUUACCUACGACAUCUUUCGUGAGGUGCACAUGCCGGAAACCGUCAAGAAAGAAUCCAGCAUGGAAGCAGCUGCCGAUGAAUCUGACGACGACUACGACUCAGACUCAGAUUCAGACUAUGAGUCAGAUGAUGAGGUGGACAGAAAGGGUAAUCUCAAAUGUUUUAUCGUUAACGACGAAUUUCCGAAUGAGGAUGAAAAGGUAUUGGUCAAGAAACAGAGCAAAGGAAAGGGGAAACGGAAGAACAAGGGGAAGGCAAAGUCAUCGGAUGUCAAGCCUGCCAUGCUUAAGACCUUGCGCAAGGAGGCUUACAAGAACCGUGAGGCUUUCAAAAAGUACAUGCGAUAUCUACGCAAGACUUGGGAACCCGCCGCCAAGGUUACGGAAUGUAUGAAUCUCAUCAAGAAGAUCGAGGAAACCGGUGAGAAGACCAUCAUCUUUUCUCAGUGGACCCUAUUAUUGGAUCUGCUACAGGUUGCCAUGUCACAUGAGAAGAUGGCUAAGCCAGAGAGAUACGACGGUUCAAUGUCCGCAACUCUUCGCAACAUUGCAGCUCAGAAUUUCCGCGAGCGAAAGGACACCAAGAUUAUGCUGGUUUCCCUCCGAGCUGGAAAUGCAGGCCUGAACCUCACCGCCGCGUCUAGAGUAAUCAUUAUGGAUCCUUUCUGGAAUCCAUACAUCGAGAUGCAAGCCGUCGAUCGCGCGUAUCGAAUUGGGCAACAACAGGAGGUGAAGGUGUAUCGCAUUUUGACCAAGGAGACUGUCGAAGACCGAAUCGUAGAAUUGCAAAACAAGAAAAAGGAGAUGGUGGAGGCUGCGCUGGAUGAGACUGCAGGGAGCAAGAUUGGUCGUCUCAGUAUCAACGACCUCAAGACUCUUUUCGGAUUCAGCCGCUAAUAGAUGUAUGCCGACCAACAAAUGUCACGAUAUCAAUUAUCACAUUGUACAGUAUCACGGGUUACGGCUUGCUUUUUUAGAGUUGGACGAGUUAUGACAGUUACAGACAGGGCUGCGACCUUGACCUCGUGAGAGCUGAACGACCAUCUCGCGGUGUUAUUUCGACUAAGGAAUUUCCUUAAUGCAAUCAUGUGAGCAACGGGACAUGGAAUUUUCUGGGGUGUGAGCUCAAGGAAACUGUCUUGCAGAUGUUUUCAGUGCUGAUUGCAGGCGGCAUACAUGUUGCAUUAGGGCAAACAGUCCGUAGAUGAACCGUGUCAACGUCAGAGAAAUGAUUUCAGUACAUAUCACAAUGCUUCCAAUUGGGAGGCAAGAAUGGGCGUGUGAUUGCAUUGUAUGCAUGGUAUGACUAUACUACACCACAGCUGGUGUAGCCCUCCUGAGCAUCAUCAAAAGCUGGGCAUGUACUAUCCACCUUCCUGUCCUACCCUUUCAGCCGAAGGCGAC
This is a messenger RNA of Fusarium verticillioides 7600, 4285 nucleotides long. RefSeq lists its product as hypothetical. The coding region runs from base 659 to 3778 and encodes 1039 amino acids. The transcript has 6 exons. The record is from RefSeq and is a predicted model, not a curated record. Lineage: Eukaryota; Fungi; Ascomycota; Sordariomycetes; Hypocreales; Nectriaceae. Gene Ontology annotation, molecular function: ATP binding; metal ion binding; ATP-dependent chromatin remodeler activity. Gene Ontology annotation, cellular component: cytoplasm.